AUGUGCCAGCGACGGUAUGUCAACGACAUCCUCAAGCGCUUCGGCAUGGAUGCGUGCAAGGCCACAGCAAGUCCGGUCGACUUGAGCACUCGGCUUGUCGCAAGCACCGAAGCGGCCAAGAUCGACGUUCCGUUUCGUGAAGCUGUGGGAGCUUUGAUGCACUUGACGACUGCGACGCGCCCGGACAUUGCGUAUGGUGUGGGGUACGUCUCGCGCUUCAUGGAGAAUCCGCAGCAAGAACAUUGGACGGCGGUGAAGCGCAUCUUUCGUUACUUGCAAGGGACCAAGUCGCAUGGACUCCGCUUCCAGCCAAGCGACAAGAUCGACUUUCGUGGCUACUCGGACGCGGAUUGGGCUGGCGACCACGCUGACCGCAAGUCGACUUCGGGUUACACUUUCAUGCUGAUGGGUGCUCCUGUGAGUUGGGGAAGCAAGAAGCAGUCAAGUGUGUCGCUGUCGACGAGUGAAGCGGAAUACAUCGCACUGAGUCUGGCCAUCCAGGAAGGCAAGUGGGUGCAUCGCCUGCUAUGCGAGAUUUUGGCGGCCGCAAACGAACCAGGACCGGACCUCGUCAUCCGUGAAGACAACCAGUCGUGCAUCAAGAUGACGAAGAAUCCGGUGAAUCAUGGCCGCGCCAAGCACAUCGACAUCAAGUACCAUCACAUCCGUGAUGAGGUCAAGCGCGGGGAAGUGCAGCUCGAGUAUUGCGAGACUUCCGUGAUGAUGGCGGACAUCAUGACCAAGGGACUUUCGGGACCUCGUCACAAGGACUUGACGACGGCUCUCGUCAUUCGUGCGAGUUCGGAUUGA
This is a messenger RNA of Peronospora matthiolae, 810 nucleotides long. The record is from the annotation of a GenBank genome assembly. Lineage: Eukaryota; Oomycota; Peronosporomycetes; Peronosporales; Peronosporaceae.